Messenger RNA from Ceratitis capitata (Mediterranean fruit fly), 1700 nucleotides. RefSeq lists its product as uncharacterized. Bases 140 to 1555 code for a protein of 471 amino acids. The record is from RefSeq and is a predicted model, not a curated record. Gene Ontology annotation, cellular component: extrinsic component of mitochondrial inner membrane. The transcript has 2 exons. NCBI's taxonomy places the organism in Eukaryota, Metazoa, Arthropoda, Insecta, Diptera, Tephritidae.
GAUAACUGUUCCAACUGGUAAAUACGGCGUUAUUUAACAAAAAAAUUAGUCCACCAUUAUUAUUUUACUUUUAGUUGCUUAAUAGAGAGUAUUACAUUUUGUUUCACUAGCAGUAACGAAAAUUCCAAAAAAAAAAACCAUGUCGUUCGCAACACCAACAUAUGAAUUGUGUACAUCGCGUUUUUGUAAUAUUUGUCUUUUUUUCGAAACGGAAAAGCGGAAGAAAGGUUUCAAACCAACAGAAACUCUUCCGGCUGAAAAACUUCAGUUUUGUGCCAAUUGUAGAUUGGUUGUGUAUUGUAGUAAAGAGCAUCAACGUUUUGACUGGCCAAUACACCGCGAAUUUUGCCGCACUGUGGCUAAAAUUAUGAAAGGUCUCGGUGUUAAACAUCCUUUGCAAAUUAGUGGCCAACCUUUUGACACGAUCACCUUGGAACGUAACAUAAUCCAAUUAAAGUAUUUGCUGCGAGUAGCAAUGAAGCGUCCACUUCAGAGUCAUGAAGAAGAGCUUACUUCAUUUCCUGCAUAUUGUGAAAUUUGCUAUAAAUUCGACAAAUUGCAAAUUUGUAAUGUAUGUAUGGCUGUUUCAUAUUGUUCACCGGAACAUAAAGCACUAGAUAAACAGCGUCACAACAAUUUUUGUGCUAAACUCAAACUAUAUUACUGCCCCUACAAAUGUCAACUGCAACUACCGAUACAGACAUUAAUAGGAGACUUGGAUAAGCCGGUACGAAAUAUGGUGGAAACAGAUUUGUUGGGUGCCUUUCAAGAAAUGACAUCAAAGAACUUGCCUUUAGAUCCGACGGCAUCAAUGGAAGCCUAUCAUCUAUUUGCAGGAGUUUGUGAUUUCAGUUGUGUUGGCACUAUUUGCUUUGCAUUACAAUUUACUAAAAUGAAUGAAUAUACUCCAAAGAAAUUUGUAAUCUUCAUCGUGGGUGCUACGACCGAGCAAGAUAUUUCGUUUAAACCAAUUCACACAAAAUGGUUUUUCUUACAAUAUCCACAAAUUAAAAAUUUGGAAUUGUACUUUAUUGGGCCGGAAGUAGUUGGCUCUGAUAAAAACUUUUCUAUUUCUUGUCAGGGCGUUGAACGCACAGUUACGUGUAAAAGCUUCUGCAUGCUAUUUCAAGAUUUUCUGAAAAAAUAUAUUAUACGACCACAAUUAAUUGUAGCUUUUAAUUGUGGAUUUUCUGCGAAUGACGGAAUAACAAAAGAAGGAAAAAUAAUGACAAACAAAUUCGCGGGAGUACCCGGGGAUGGCUUUCCGAAGAUUGAUCCAUGGGUCGAUGGCAUCUCACAAAUUAUACAUAGUUACGGUACACCAAUCAUAUUCACUUCCUAUACCCGAUUGGAAGCAACUUUGGAUUAUGGCGCCUUGCUCAAUAUCGCUACUGCGGAUUGCUUGACGACGAAUGUUAAACGUUUGUUUGAUAUUAGGCAUAAUCCUUAUCGUGAUAUCCGUCCAUUCCGAAAUUGGCAGGAAACUUUUGAGGAUACCAUUUUUUAUCGAAAUAACUAUGUGCAAGCCGUUAUAACACAUGCUACAAGGAAGUGAAAACAAAUAGUAAUAAGCAUAAAACUAAUAAUUUUUAUAUGUAUGUAUUUACUUUUACACAAACAUUUUGUCUGUAAGCAUUUACUUUUAACUUUUUAUACAAAUUUGACAAACUUUACAUUUUUGAUAUAGUAUGUGCGUAAGA